This is a messenger RNA of Polyodon spathula (Mississippi paddlefish), 2363 nucleotides long. RefSeq names its product methyltransferase-like protein 24. The transcript is spliced from 5 exons. The record is from RefSeq and is a predicted model, not a curated record. Bases 231 to 1382 code for a protein of 383 amino acids. NCBI's taxonomy places the organism in Eukaryota, Metazoa, Chordata, Actinopteri, Acipenseriformes, Polyodontidae.
UUCAGCACUCACUCUCUGCAGCAAUGGUCUGCUGCAGACAGAUGACCAGAGGAUCACAGUGCCCAGUGGAACACCAAGAAGAACACAGCUCAAACUGCACGAGAGGCACAGGGACUGUACCAGGCGCUGGGACAGGGGGGUGCUCAUGAUGUGAGAAUAGGAGGGGGGGGAGGGCUGUUCCAUUGCAUGCUGAUGAGUAAGUAAAGUGGCAAGGGGCUUUAAGGUGAACAAUGAUGAGCAAAGACAAAUCUAGGAAGGCCUUUGCACUUCACCUCUGCCUCUUCUUCAUCACGCUCCUCAUCGCUGUCCAGAUCUACAUGGAGUUUAGAAGCCCCCAGUCUUCUUCCUUCCCUGGUAGACUGUCCACUCCCGACAGCCACAGUGUCCCAGACCUGAGUGGAGACCAGAGCAGGAGAAGAUCUGGAGGAAGAGGUGCAAAUCAGGUGGACUUGAGCAGUGACAUGGUUAUCAAGAGUCAGGUGUCAUAUGUGAGGAGUCUGCAGAGGGAUCCAGCAACCAUGACAGCAGUGGGAGGCCCAGAGAGCCCAGAGAAGUUGGCAGACUGUUGCCCUGUCCAGCCCAAGCACAAAAAGUCCCAGCGAUGGCACAUUGACUUGCAGCCUUGGGCCAGUCCAACUCAUUCCUUGGAGGAUGAAGCAAAGCGGUUCCUGGAUUAUAUCACUAGUCCUCAGAUUUCCUGUGGAAAUGCACUGGAGAAAGGAGUGAUUAAUAACCCCUGGAUCACAGGGUCGCCGUGGCUGGCCUGCCUGGAUGGGAGAUACAGCCUGGCUCAGCAAAUUAAGAAGAAGCAAUGCCGAGUGUAUUCCCUGGGGCUGGGGAGCGAGGACAAGCAGUUGGAAGUGAGUUUGGCCAAGGCAGGCUGUGAGGUCCACUGCUUCAACCCCAGUAUCAAAGUGCCACACGUUCAGGAAGCCAAGAGGCUCUGGCACCACCGACUGUCCAUCGACUGGAGGGACCCCAACCCUGCCAUCCCUCCAAACAAACAGCACAGCAACACCAAAAAGCUGGGCGCCAUCUUGAACGACUUUGGCCACAGAAAGAUUGACGUUCUCAAGGCCGAUAUGGAGAGCGCCGAGUGGAAGAUUCUAGAAAACCUGGUUCUGGAGAACAUCAUUGAUGAGAUUGGGCAGCUGUUGUUUGAGGUGCAUCUGCACUGGCCCGGGUUCGAGGUGAGCGGGGACGACAGCACAGUCGUGCGGUACUGGUACAGUCUCCUGAAGGAGCUGGAGAGCAGCCACUUCCGCCUCUUCCACAGCCACAGGGAUGACAGCAAACCACAAGUGUUCCUGCAGAAGAACCUCCUCAACGCCAGCAGCAGCUACACCCUCAGCUGGGUGAACACCAAGUGGAGGCAUCAGUAAGAGUGCAGUCAGAUUGUCCAGGGAAGACAAAGGGGUGGUUGAACCUGGCCUCCAGUGAGACAGGAAAGUGUGGUAAUUUCGCUUGUUCUUGGUGUGACUCAUGCUUGCAGCAGGACUGUGUUGAGGGCAGAACUUUCUUUUUGGAAGAACGCUUUGCAUCUAUCAGUAAACAGUGGAAAGGUAUAAACUGAGAAGAUUAGCAAAAAGAAUUCCAAAUUCAAGCAUGGAAAGACUAGAAUUCACAACUGAAGCAGACUGCAGCCUUGAUCAAGCUCCCCAUUUAUUUGUUUCUCUGCCUUCCUUUGAACUUACCUUAAAUUGUUUUCAGUGAAACCAACAGGCAGCAAAGGUUGCGGAUGUCUAUUCAGCCUGGCAUCGGAAUUCAUGUGACUGGUAAAGCCGCGCUUUGAAUUUAGCUCAGCAUGUGUGUGCACAAGCAGGACGGUUCCCUUGAUGGAGUCACUCUUAAAAAUAAAACCUGCUUGCAAUAGUGUGAUGUGGUGGGGGGCAUUAGUUUAAAGUAUUGUGUCUCCUCUGCAGAGUCCAUAGAGACUCCAGAAGGCAUGGCACAGUACCCCCGCUUCUGAGGGAGGGAUGAUUAUGAAAUGCCAGUGUUUUGUCGUGAAAGUUUUUUUUUGUUUUUUCUGUCUGUUUUUUUUUAAUGCUAACAGAAUGCAGAUGAAUGGAGCCCUUAAAUGGACAUUCUGCCAUAUUUUAAGGUUAGUUUUACAGCUUACAUAGGCUCACCAUCAAAGUGCCAUAAAAGGGUCUGACAAUAUGUUACAAGCAAAUAACCCUCUUUACUGUUUUACUGAUUGUACACUAAAAGCCCAUUCACUACCAGGUGAGCUUGCUUUUAAAUUAAACUUCCUGCAGACUUCUCUCCAUUCACUGAGCUUCAGAUAACUAUUCCAGUGCAAUCUUAUUACACAGCAUGGGCAUUACGUGCAAAAACAUUAUUUCAAAUAAAAUAUUAAUAUC